AUGUCUUGGUCACUUAAUGAUUCACAUUCAAUAGAAGAUCGUUUUUUAACUAAUGAUACACAAAUUCAAUUAAAAAUUCUUUGUCGUGAACCAUCUGCAAAUGUAAAUCAAACUCAAGGUCAAAUUAAAAAAAAUUUAAAUAAAGAAUACGGAAAAACAAAAAUUCAAAUAUAUGGUCGAAUUGGUCGUGUUGUUGGAUGUUUACCAUUACAAGCUGCUACACCUUUGGCUACAAAUCAAUUACCAUUAGUAGAUAAUAAAGAUCUACAAAAACUUCUUUUACAAUAUUAUAAUGAGCUUUUAUGGAAGCGAAUGGAACAAAGAAUCUUUAAGACGCAACAAGUCAAUUGUGAUUAUUCUGGAGAAUUAUAUUUUGAUGAAUAUAGCAAUAUAAGAGGACCAGAAAUUUCAUCAGAACAAGCGUCAAAAUUAAUAGAACAAUUUGUAAAACAAGAACGUGAGCAAAUGACUGCAAAUCAACAAAAUAACAUUCAUCGUCGUCGUGCUGCUGAUCAAACAAUAAUAAAAUCAAAUGAUGAACAAUUUCCAUUAACAUAUAUUUUAAGGAAACAAACAGUAAAUAGAUUACGAACAUGGAAUGAUGGUUUUUAUAUUAUUGAACUUUUUCGACGAAAUUUUAUUGAUUUAAAUGCUCCUGAACUUGAUGUUGAUGUUAUUGUAACAAUGAAAAAUCGUCAUGGUGGUUAUAUAACAGCUGAUGAAUAUCCAACAUUAGUUUUCUAUGGUGUCAUGUGUGGUAUCUAUGCAUUGUUUGCUACAUUAUGGUUUAUUUGGUGCGCAUUCUAUUGGGGUGAAUUACUUAUAAUACAAUUUUGGGUUGGUGGUUUUAUUCUUAUUGGUAUGAUUGAACAAUCAGCAUUUUUUGUUGAAUAUGAUACUUUUAAUCGACAUGGAUAUAAAGUUCAUUUUGCUUUUGUUACGGCUGAAGUUCUUUCUUGUUUAAGACGUACUGUGUUACGUAUGCUUUUUAUUAUUGUUGCAUUUGGUUAUGAUAUAGUUAAACCACAUUUAGGACCAUUAAAACAAAAAGUACUUACUAUGGGUAUACUUUAUUUUGCAAUUGCUAUAACAGAAGCAAUGCUUCGUUUACAUACAAAAAAUUAUGAAACAAAUCAUAAAGUAAUAAUAUCGUUUAUAGCAUUGGUUGUUGCUGAUGUACCGAUUUACUAUUGGAUAUUUUCGGGUUUAGCUGCAACAAAACGAAUAUUACGUUUAAAAAACAAUAUUGUUCAAUUGAAUGUUUAUCGACAUUUUACACAUACCCUUAUAUUUGCUAUUAUUGCAAUUGUGUUAUUUAGGGUGUGGUCAUUAAAAUCACAUGUUUUCACUAAAUGUCUUACAAAUUGGAGAGACUUUUGGUUUGAUAAUGCAUUUUGGCACAUACUUGUUGCAUUAAUUCUUCUUGUCAUCAUGUUUUUAUUUCGACCAUCAAAUAAUAAUCAACUUUAUGCUUUUGUUCCUUUACUUGAUCAUUUGGAUAAUGACAAUAAUUAUGAAGAGAAAAUGGGUGGGUUAAAUAAUAUCAAUAAAUCGGGUGUAUUUGAAUCGGUAAGAAUCUAUAAAACAACAGAUAUUGAAAAUGGUUCAGCAUCGAAGAGUGAAAAGCAACAGCAAACAACUUUGAAUCAUGAAACAAAAAUAUCAGUUAGUGGAGCUGGAGCUUCAAAUGAUAAUGAUGUAGUUGAAAAUGCUUUAAGACGAGUAGAAGAUAAUGUUCAAACAUUAAUCUUUGAUCAAGCAAUAGACAGUCAAUAUAAAAUUGUUAAUAACGAAUUAGAACGAUCAACAAUGGAAUAA
Rotaria sp. Silwood1 is the source of this 1818-nucleotide messenger RNA. NCBI's taxonomy places the organism in Eukaryota, Metazoa, Rotifera, Eurotatoria, Philodinida, Philodinidae. The record is from the annotation of a GenBank genome assembly.